Onychostoma macrolepis is the source of this 1937-nucleotide messenger RNA. It is a transcript of the gene kcnk18, whose product is annotated as potassium channel, subfamily K, member 18. The transcript is spliced from 3 exons. NCBI's taxonomy places the organism in Eukaryota, Metazoa, Chordata, Actinopteri, Cypriniformes, Cyprinidae. The record is from RefSeq and is a predicted model, not a curated record. Gene Ontology annotation, molecular function: potassium ion leak channel activity. The coding region runs from base 98 to 1285 and encodes 395 amino acids. Gene Ontology annotation, biological process: stabilization of membrane potential; potassium ion transmembrane transport. Gene Ontology annotation, cellular component: membrane.
CUGGAGCGGGGUGGUGUUCAUCCGGCUCUUAACCAUACUGCCAUGAGAACACUGUCUCAUCUCCUCAGACAUUAUCGCUUCUCUGAAUGACUGAGAGAUGUCCGUGGAGGUAGAAGAGGGACGAAAGUCAGACUCAAAACGAAGAUGUGCGAGACUGUUUUGGCGUUUGUUUCCUCAUGUUUUCCUUAUUUUUUCACUCAUUUUAUAUGCGGUUUUAGGCGCGCAGAUCUUUCAACACAUUGAGAAGAAACCAUUCAAUGAGCCGGAGAACAUCAGUGCGGUGGUGCGAAAAGUGGUGGAGACAGUGCAGAAUCACACAGAUGCCUCAACACAGGAAGUGUUAUUCAGUAAAAUAGGAAUUAUUUUGACCAAAUUCCGCAAUGAAACGGAGUAUCAGAACUGGAGCUUCUACGGUUCACUUUUCUUCUGCUGUACAUUGUUCACUACUGUAGGUUAUGGACGUAUGUAUCCAGUGACUUAUGAAGGCAAGGUGGCUUGUAUCCUGUAUGCGAUGGUGGGCAUCCCUCUCAUGCUGCUAGUCAUCUCAGAUGUGGGAGAUAUCUUAGCUGUUCUUCUUUCUAAAGCGUACACUCGCCUCAGCCUGUUCUUCGGAGAAUGGAAGAUACAUCGCUCAUGCAUUCACAGGCAUGAAAAGGCAUCGUCUCCAAAACAAGUUCAAGGUGCUGAAACCGACGGCACCUAUAUGUUCAGCCAGGAUGUUAUGAUGCACGAGACAAGGAACAUUCAACAGGUGAUAAAAACCCAGUCGUCCCUCAGACGCACUUCCAUGCAGAUACGUAACAACAAAGAGGUCUUUGACCGCAUGAUUAUUAAGGAGAACUUCAAGCUCAAAACCACUCUGACAAAAUCUUGCUCAUGCCCAGACCUCGACCGUAUGCCACCCACAAAAGCCAGCUCCAAGUUUUUCAUUGGCAUCGGACAGGAGAUGGACCGCUUUAAAGUCCCUCUGCUGGUCAUCUUGCUGGUGGUAUUUGCAUAUAUGGUGGUCUGCAGUCAAAUUCUGAGAUGCUGGGAGAAGCAGAUGGGCCAUUUUGAUGCCUUUUAUUUUACCUUCAUCACCUUGACCACCAUUGGCUUUGGUGACAUUGUGCCCAAACACCCAAAUUACUUCAUGGUUACCUUUUUGUUUAUUAUCACAGGCAUGGCCAUUAUGAGUAUGGCCUUCAAACUCGGCCAAUUUCAAAUUGUUAGCUUUUACAGGCAGUGCAUAGAGUCUGUUAGCAUGGGCAAGGUAGGAAUACACAAAGACCUAGACAGUGACUGAAGGCAGAAAGAAGCAGCUGAUUUUUGUGGCUGUGCUAAUGGCACAUGAAAUUAUUACAGGAAAGCACAAGCAUUCUCAGCGCAAGAUGGUAAUGUGUUUUAAUAUCUAUAGGGUAUCACUGCCGGUUUGAUAUACAGUGUAUUGAAGGGAAAUUAACCACAGUCCUGCUGCAGUGUACAAGUAUAGGAGAAAGAGCCUCAAAAUGAAGCUUACACUCCUGUUAACUAUUUCAGCCAAAAGCAAGGAAAUGCAUGAGACAUUGUUUAUUUUUGUUUAGAUAUGUAGCUUGUAAGAAAUGCACUAGCAAUGCAAGUCACUUAUUAAAUCCAUUUAUUCUUGGCAUUUGUUCAUGUUCAUGCAAGAAGUUUGUUCUGUAUAACUGAGUAUUUAUAAUAUAUGUGAUAAUAUAACCAGUAUUGUUUUUAUUUUUUCAUUCAAUGCCAAGAGUGUAAUAUGAUUCAACUUUCUGAUCAAUGGAUUACUUUUCUCUUAGUGACAUUAAUGUUAUGUAAGUGUGUAUGUAAAAUUGAUUUAUUCACUAUACAAAAGCUUGUAUGUAAAUAUAUGAUUGAACACCUGUAAUAUCUUGGCUGUGAAACGUAAUAUUAUCUUUGAAACCAAGUGAAUAAAUGAAUCAUUCUGUGCCAUCUGA